Molecule: messenger RNA, 1833 nt
Organism: Paramecium octaurelia
Lineage: Eukaryota; Ciliophora; Oligohymenophorea; Peniculida; Parameciidae
Source: the annotation of a GenBank genome assembly
AAUGGAUUAAAAUUAACUUUCUGAGGCAAUUCAGAAAUUAGAAUUAUUUUUUAGUUGUCGUUAAUUGGAUGAUUUGGACACAAUGAGUGUUAGCGAUCCAUACAUAAUUCUAUUUUAAAAAACUAAUUAAAACAAUUGUAAUGAACUGCCUUUGAUAAGUUAGGGAGUAAAAUAGGAUAAACAGAAUUAAUUUGGAACAAUUUAAAUCCAAAUUUUGCAACAUCAAUUAUAAUAGAGUAUUAUUUUGAAGUUCACCAAUAUCUUAAAUUGGAAGUACAUCACUAUGUUAGUUAAAAUGAAUCAAAAGUAAUGAGAAAUAUAAAAGCUUAUAGAUGAUCGGAAUCGCAGAGACUUCUCUUGCAGCCAUAGCAGGAGCAAAAGAUUAAAUACUAAUGGCAGAUCUGUUUAGUCUAUAAGGAAAAAAAAGUGGAAAAAUUGUUGUUAAGGCUGAUUAAGUGAAACACUGUAAUGAUGACUUAGAAAUUACAGUUUCCGGUUAAAAUAUACCUGACACCAGAAUUGGGUUUUGGCAUGGUGCGUGUCCAUUCUUAAGAUUCUAUAGAUUGAGAAAAGAUGAUAGUAAUCCAAUUUUAGUUUAUGAAUCUGAAUUUAUAAAGGACUCUUCAAAUCCUACUUGGAAAACUAUAUAAUGUAAAUCAUAGAAGCUUUGUAAUGGAGAUUAUUAAAUGCCAAUAAAAGUAGAAGUUUGGGAUCAUAGAACGUCAGGUAAGCAUCUGUAUUUGGGAGAAACUACAUUCUGCAUUGAAGAACUGAGAGAUUCAUUUACAUAGAAUAAACCAUAAAAAAAAGAAUUCAGAAAUAAAUAAAAGAAUAAUUCUCCUGCUGGUACAAUAACUUUUGAAAAAUUCAAUCUAAAAUGCAAAUAUACAUUCUUAGAUUAUUGUGAGGGAGGUUAAUAAUUGAACUUAAUCCUUGGAAUUGAUUUUACUGCUUCAAAUGGUCAUCCUAAAGACAAAAAAUCAUUGCAUUAUAUUUCAUAGGAUUCAAAUUCAAGUUAAUAUUUAUAGGCUAUUACCAGUGUAGUUGAAAUUUUGAUAAAUUAUGAUCACGACAAGAAAGUGCCAAUCUAUGGUUUUGGGUGUCAACCAGCAUUCAAUUUAAUUAAUACAAAUUAAACCUUACAUCUCUUUCCUUUGAAUGAUAAUCCAGAAGAUCCUGAGUAAAUUUUAUCUUAAUUCAUUUAGAGUAUAUGGAUUAGAUGGGAUCGUCUAAUGUUAUAGAAAUGCUAUUUAAAAUAUGCAAUUAGAUGGGCCAACAUAUAUACAUCCUGUCAUAGCCAAGGCAAUGGAGAUGGCAGUGCAAAGUAAACUUAAAGGAAGCCAGAACUAUUUGAUUUUAAUGAUUCUAACGGAUGGACAAACAGAUGAUUUACAAUUGUCAAUAGAUGAUGUAAUAGAGUCAUCUCAUUUACCAUUAUCAAUUAUCAUUGUGGGAAUAGGAAAUGCAGAUUUCAAGAAAAUGACCAUACUCGACAAUGACGACAAUAGCAUGGUUAAUAGUAAAGGAUAAAAGGCUCUAAGAGAUUUAGUAUAGUUUGUCCCAUUCAAUCAAUUUAAGCAUGAUUCAACUCUGUUAUCAAGAGAAGUCUUGGCUGAAUUACCUAAUUAAUUGGUCGAGUACAUGGAAUUAAUGAAAAUUCCGCCGAAACCACCAACAUGUAAAAUAAGUUAUUUAUUAAAAUUAGAUAAAAAGAACUUACUACAAUAUUAGUAAUUUUAGUAAAAUCAGCAGAAUAAGGUUAACUAGCAAUCUGGGAACACAGGAUUUACAACUCAAAACUAAGGUUAAGGAUUCGCCUAACAAGGGUUUUGA